Molecule: messenger RNA, 1146 nt
Organism: Mollisia scopiformis
Lineage: Eukaryota; Fungi; Ascomycota; Leotiomycetes; Helotiales; Mollisiaceae
Exons: 3
Coding region: 1-1146 (381 amino acids)
Biological process (GO): negative regulation of gene expression via chromosomal CpG island methylation; protein ubiquitination
Molecular function (GO): ubiquitin protein ligase activity
Source: RefSeq, a predicted model, not a curated record
AUGUCGGACACAAACUUCGACCUUGAAGCAGUUAUUAUUGCCCUCGUUCCUGAGAACAUUCGGUCCAAGCCCCUUGAUCUCACAAUCACGAAGUUGGUUGAAUUGAAGGACGUGAUCAAGAUAACUCUGGUCCGAAGCAAGCGCUAUGGAUCGUGGGACAAUGGCACUGAGGAUGGCCGUAAUGCAAUCAAGGAACUGAUCUGGUUGUAUCUCAACAACAAGGAUUUGGGUGCUCAGUUCAAAGGUGCGCCAGUAUAUGCGGAAAGUGUCCUGGAUAAUUUCGCAAACCCUCUGUUCAAUCUCCCGCUUGAGGUUCUCAGAUGCGGAGAGGCCCUGAAGUGGAAGUUCGAAUUUUGCAACUGGGGCAUAGUCGAAUGCAAGAACGAAGAUGACACAUCCAAGGCAACAUCGAAGAAGAGAAAGUCCGAUGCUCUGGAGGAUAACGAGGAGGGAAGUAGUGCCCUAGCGGGUGCUAAGAAUUCAGCAAUUGCCGCACAACCACAAGGUGUCUUUGUCAAGGCUCCGGACAACCACCCAAUCUUCGGCUUGAACGGGAUCAUGCACCACAUCGAGGCAACCAAGAGUGGAAAGAAGUCCUACCGAGUCAGCGCACAUUACGCAGGCAGAGACUUCAGAAAAUUUGGAGACAAUGGCUUCACCGUUGGAGAUUGUUGGGCAUUGCAGAUUGCUGCUCUGAGAGACGGUGUCCAUGGACAUCGAAUUGCCGGCAUUUGCGGUACACCAGACUCUGGAGUGUACUCGAUCAUUGUUGCUGGCACAUAUGCGGACUCAGAUCAGGACAAUGGAGAUAAAUUGGAUUAUGCGGCCGCCAAUGCGGAAGAAAGCACCGCAUUGACCGCAGACCGUACGAACAAUGGAACGAAGUCCUUGCUCCGCUCAAUCACUACCAAGAAGCCAAUCCGAGUCCUGCGAACGUCGACAUCGAAGUGGCCAAAAGCACCCAAAGCUGGAUUACGCUAUGACGGACUUUAUGAGGUGACCGGAUCUGAGGAGAAGACGAACAAGAAGGGAGGAAAGUACAUUAGCUUCAAGCUAGUGAGGAUUGCAGGUCAGGUCGAAAUUGCCACGGAUAGACCUACGAGAGCUGAGAAAAGAGCGAUCAGAGCUGUUCAGCGGGGAUACUAG